CUAAUCCGAACAUCUAUUUUUUAUGUGUACAUAGUGACAGAAGAGAGUAGCGGUAGAGCGCCCUUAUUAUAAAGGCAAUAAUAGCAAGGCGCGGCACACCGCUGGAAAUAAAUAAAUACAAACCUUUAAGGAAUACCGCUUUACUGGAAUAACCUGGAGAGUGCAUUAUUUAUCCCGGAGACGGGGAGAAACGCCUGAAGCAGCGCGUUCAUCCACAUUGUAGACGCACACAAAACCAGGUUCAAAAUGUCUGCCCCAGCCGGUGCCCCUGCCCCAGAAGGAGGUAACCAGCCUCCCCCUAACCUCACCAGCAACCGUCGCUUACAGCAGACACAGGCUCAGGUGGAUGAGGUGGUGGACAUUAUGCGUGUGAACGUAGACAAGGUUCUGGAGAGGGACCAGAAGCUGUCAGAACUGGAUGAUCGGGCUGAUGCCCUGCAGGCUGGAGCCUCACAAUUUGAGACCAGUGCCGCCAAGCUCAAGAAUAAAUACUGGUGGAAGAAUGCCAAGAUGAUGAUUAUCCUGGGGGUGAUAUGCGCGAUUGUCCUCAUUAUAAUCAUUGUGUACUUCAGCACCUAAAGCGUGACGUUCCUACCCCACUCUGAGCUCAUGAAUGCCCAAUUCCAAGCCACAGAAAAAUCCCUCCCAAAAAAGAUGAGAAAAACGACUUCUCACAACAAUCGAUUUAUUUGCCCUCAAAGAGUCUAAAUCCGGCCCUUCCCGAGCCCCCUUGCCCCCUGCCUCCUCUGCCUCACAGCUGGGCCCGUCACUCCUCGUUCAUCCUGUCCGUGAGUGUGUGGCCAUGUCUCCUCUGUAAAUACCUCCGGCUUUUCGGAAAUACUGUUCAUACUCCAAACUCCUGAUUACUUGUGACAACCGAUAAAAAAUAAAUCACAACCCUUAGAAUACGAUAAGAUUAUACAGUAUAUAUUCCAAAUGUUCUUUGUAGUUUUAUUCUGAUAUAAUGGUUUUUGUAGUUUGUGUGUGAGUGUGCAUUUGUAUAUUUUUUUUAAGUUUUGAAAGAUUUAUUUUGCUUCAGGUUUAAACUACUGCCUGGGUGUUAAUCUGGGUGUUUGUAUCUUGCAUGCUCUAUUUCACUCUUUCUUGCUCACUGAGUAUUGGUGUAUUUUUGCACAAGCGAUAGACUCCCUUAACUGAGGUACUAAAUCAAUAUCCCCAAUUUGUUCUUUGUCACAUGCACUCUAUCUCAGUCCUACACAUUGCCCCCUCAACCCCCUUUGACUUUCUUUCUUUCUUUCUUUCUCUCUCUCUCACCAACAGUACUUACUCUUAGUGAACUGCCACAACAGACUGGACCAAUGACUGUAGAUGUUUAUCUUAAUUUAAUGUCUUUAGUGUCUUAUCUCUUAAACAUUCCUUAAUAGCAGUGUAGAAUUAUGCUGUCUAUCAAACAAAGUAAGUGUAUUUAUCUUAAAGAAUUCCAAAAUAGGUCUUAAACAACCUCGAGUACUUGUAACGCAG
This is a messenger RNA of Sinocyclocheilus rhinocerous, 1482 nucleotides long. RefSeq names its product vesicle-associated membrane protein 2. The record is from RefSeq and is a predicted model, not a curated record. Gene Ontology annotation, biological process: vesicle-mediated transport. The transcript is spliced from 5 exons. Gene Ontology annotation, cellular component: membrane. NCBI's taxonomy places the organism in Eukaryota, Metazoa, Chordata, Actinopteri, Cypriniformes, Cyprinidae. Bases 247 to 579 code for a protein of 110 amino acids.